Momordica charantia (bitter melon) is the source of this 1561-nucleotide messenger RNA. It is a transcript of the gene FYPP1, whose product is annotated as Calcineurin-like metallo-phosphoesterase superfamily protein. The record is from RefSeq and is a predicted model, not a curated record. NCBI's taxonomy places the organism in Eukaryota, Viridiplantae, Streptophyta, Magnoliopsida, Cucurbitales, Cucurbitaceae. Gene Ontology annotation, molecular function: protein serine/threonine phosphatase activity.
GGCGGGGAGGGAAGGGAUAGAUCUGUUUGGUCAGCGUCGGCUCGUUCCACUGAACUUUCAAUUUCAAUCGGCUAAUACAGCUUCCUUAUAAUUAAUCGGACUUCUCUCUCUCUCUCUAGGGUUGUUCUUCUCGUUCCCCCUUUCCAUUCUUGCUCUUCUGCUGCUGGCAAUUCGAGGAAGAGAGAGAUGGAUUUGGACCAGUGGAUCUCCAAGGUCAAGGAAGGCCAGCAUCUUCUUGAAGACGAGCUUCAACUUCUUUGCGAAUAUGUAAAAGAGAUCCUCAUCGAGGAAUCUAAUGUGCAACCUGUCAAUAGUCCUGUAACGGUCUGUGGUGACAUUCAUGGCCAGUUUCAUGACCUGAUGAAACUUUUUCAGACCGGAGGUCAUGUACCAGAGACAAAUUAUAUCUUCAUGGGCGAUUUUGUUGAUCGAGGCUAUAACAGUCUUGAAGUUUUUACCAUUCUUUUGCUUCUUAAAGCCAGAUAUCCGGCGAACAUCACACUCUUGCGAGGGAACCACGAGAGCAGACAGCUUACUCAGGUCUAUGGUUUUUAUGAUGAGUGCCAGAGAAAGUAUGGAAAUGCUAAUGCAUGGCGGUACUGUACAGAUGUUUUCGACUACUUGACACUCUCAGCAAUCAUAGAUGGAACUGUUCUUUGUGUCCACGGAGGGCUCUCCCCUGAUGUUCGAACAAUUGAUCAGAUAAGGGUGAUUGAUAGAAAUUGUGAAAUUCCGCACGAGGGACCUUUUUGUGAUCUUAUGUGGAGUGACCCAGAAGAUAUUGAAACAUGGGCAGUUAGUCCACGUGGUGCAGGUUGGCUUUUUGGUUCCAGGGUUACUUCUGAGUUCAACCACAUUAAUAAUCUUGAUUUGGUGUGCCGAGCUCAUCAACUUGUACAAGAAGGUCUGAAGUAUAUGUUUCAGGAUAAAGGCCUUGUGACUGUUUGGUCUGCCCCAAAUUAUUGUUAUCGUUGUGGGAAUGUGGCUUCUAUAUUGAGCUUUAAUGAGAAUAUGGAAAGAGAAGUGAAGUUCUUCACUGAGACAGAGGAGAAUAAUCAGAUGAGGGGCCCGAGAACAGGAGUGCCAUAUUUCUUAUGAUGAAGGGUGGUUGAUGGUUGACCAUAUUUGUGAAACUAUCGAGCUAUCAUGAUUGGGCGAUAAAGAUCUCUUUAACGAGGAUACCUUAAAUUUGUUGUUUGCAGGUAGAUCAUUGUUCAGCUUGGGUGGAUAUUUCCUCCUUGGCUGAUAAGAUAGAUAUUUUGGGCUGUGAAUUACGUUGGCAGUAGGUAAUUUAUUUAUUCAGCAGUUUGCAUUCAGAGUAUGUUUCUUGUUCAGACCGUUUUAAAUUCAUUUCUGUGUAUCACUAUUGGAAAAGGAAAAAAAAAACGAAAAUCUCAGCCAGCCAGCAACGUCUGUGCAUUAUAUUGCCUGCAUUUAGCAUGUUUCGAGAAGUCAGAUACUUCUCGACAUUAAUCAAUGUAGAAAGUAUGUAGGGAUGAGAGUAAUUUGUUUGUGCCACUAACUACUGGGACUCCAUAAUUUGUAUUUUUGUUUGCCUCUA